Messenger RNA from Thermothielavioides terrestris NRRL 8126, 464 nucleotides. RefSeq lists its product as uncharacterized. The annotation marks the transcript as partial. The record is from RefSeq and is a predicted model, not a curated record. The transcript has 2 exons. NCBI's taxonomy places the organism in Eukaryota, Fungi, Ascomycota, Sordariomycetes, Sordariales, Chaetomiaceae.
ACGCGACACGGACGGUUCGGUCCGUCCGUCAAUCCCGAGACGACACGGUCUGUUCUUUGCUGGCCGCGGAUCCUCGAGCCACCGACACGCAGCGUGGCAACGGAAAUAGAGGGCUCUGAUCAAACAACGCCGUGACGUGGGCUUCGCGCUCGUCAGAGGCCCGUUGAGCCUCCUGGGGGAUGCCACUCGAACGCCGUCUGCACCGGAAGCAGGCGUGGGAUCUGACUGCGGCAUUGCCUUUCUACCCUCGGCCCAGCAAUGAGUUCCACAUUCUCUCAUCGCCAGCACUAACAUCAAGUCCAACACAACAGCCGGCCGGUGCCGUGUCCCGCCCAUUCAACGUUCCACGUAAGGCCGCUCUACACUACAAUGCAUACCAGGCGCAGAGGACCAUUUGCAACUACCGACGGAAAGUGGUACACCGCAUCUCCGAGGUAAUGAAAUUGCUUCUCUGGAAUGUACAC